Molecule: messenger RNA, 3877 nt
Organism: Polistes dominula (European paper wasp)
Lineage: Eukaryota; Metazoa; Arthropoda; Insecta; Hymenoptera; Vespidae
Product: mind bomb 1
Biological process (GO): Notch signaling pathway; protein ubiquitination; endocytosis
Cellular component (GO): cytoplasm
Molecular function (GO): protein binding; ubiquitin-protein transferase activity; zinc ion binding
Source: RefSeq, a predicted model, not a curated record
GAUGGCGGUAUUUUUCAGUGUUCGUACGUGAAAGAAGUCUCGUGUUUCGGUAGUUUUCGCGUUAUCGGUUAACAUUUAAAAAAUAUUGAGGGAUGGAGACUAGUGCGAGUACCGGUACUCGUACAACGCGAUUUAUGAUGGAGGGUGUCGGCGCUCGAGUUAUUCGUGGACCUGAAUGGAAAUGGGGUAAACAGGAUGGAGGAGAAGGACAUGUUGGUACAGUUAGAAAUUUUGAAUCUCCUGAAGAAGUUGUUGUGGUAUGGGAUAAUGGUACAGCAGCAAAUUAUCGUUGUUCUGGUGCUUUUGAUCUACGCAUAUUAGACUCAGCACCAACAGGUGUCAAGCACGAAGGAACUAUGUGUGAUACUUGUAGACAACAACCAAUCUUUGGUAUUAGAUGGAAAUGUGCUGAAUGUGGGAAUUAUGAUUUAUGUUCUAUUUGUUAUCAUGGAGAUAAACAUCAUUUGAGGCAUAGAUUUUAUCGCAUUGCUACUCCUGGAAGUGAACGCAUUUUAUUAGAACCAAGACGUAAAACUAAGAAAAUAGCCAUUCGAGGUAUUUUUCCUGGUGCAAGAGUUGUUCGAGGUGUUGAUUGGCAAUGGGAAGAUCAAGACGGUGGGAAUGGACGUAGAGGAAAAGUUAAUGAAAUACAGGAUUGGUCAUCGGCCAGUCCUCGUUCAGCAGCUUAUGUUAUUUGGGAUAAUGGUGCCAAAAAUUUGUAUCGUGUUGGAUUCGAAGGAAUGGCUGAUUUAAAGGUUGUCAGUGAUGCUAAGGGACAGACAGUUUAUAGAGAUCAUUUACCAUUGCUAGGUGAACAGGGCCCAGGUAGAACUGGACCACAUGGUCUACAAAUUGGAGAUCAGGUUAAUGUCGAUUUGGAAUUGGAGAUAGUUCAAUCUCUUCAACACGGUCACGGUGGUUGGACUGAUGGAAUGUUUGAAUGUCUUGGUACUACUGGUACCGUUGUCGGAAUUGAUGAAGAUCAUGAUAUUGUUGUAUCAUAUCCAAGUGGUAACAGGUGGACUUUCAAUCCAGCUGUAAUUACAAAAGUCCAGAUACCUGUACCCGUUACAAGUUCUAGUUCAGACAAUCAAACGUUUGCUGUGGGUGAUUUGGUUCAAAUUUGUAAUGAUUUGGAGAAAAUUAAAUUGUUACAACGUGGUCAUGGGGAAUGGGCAGAUGCUAUGACACCGACAUUGGGUAAAAUAGGAAGAGUACAACAGAUAUAUCACGAUGGAGAUUUGAAAGUUGAAGUGUGUAGCACAUCAUGGACGUACAAUCCGCAAGCAGUGACAAAAGUUGCCAGUAGCGAUGGCAGCGUUCCAGGAAACAGUAGCGGAGAACGUUUAUCGGCACUGUUGAAGAAAUUAUUCGAAACUCACGUUUCGGGUGACGUUAAUGAAGAAUUAGUUAAAACUGCUGCGAACGGCGACGGUAGUAAAUGCGAGGAAUGUUUGAAGAGACCGGAGGCCGACGUCAAUGGCGUAUUUUCCGGUCAUACGGCUUUGCAAGCUGCGAGUCAAAAUGGUCAUUUGGAAGUUAUUAAAAUUCUCCUCCGUUACAAGGCUGACGUUGAAAUUGAGGACAAGGACGGUGACAGAGCCGUGCAUCAUGCUGCGUUCGGUGAUGAGCCAGGAGUAAUGGCUUUGCUGGCAGGUGCUGGUGCUGAUCUCAAUGCUCGUAACAAAAGGCGUCAGACUGCCCUUCAUAUCGCGGUGAAUAAAGGCCACGCCGGAGUGGUUAGAACUUUGCUGGAGUUAGGAUGUCAUCCGAGUUUGCAGGACUCCGAAGGUGACACACCUCUUCACGACGCAAUAUCGAAGAAACGGGACGACAUGUUGGCUCUCUUAUUGGACCACGCUGCGGACAUCACACUUACCAACAAUAAUGGCUUCAAUGCUCUUCACCAUGCUGCUCUUCGUGGAAAUCCAAGUGCUAUGCGCGUUUUGCUGUCGAAAUUACCGAGGCCGUGGAUAGUCGACGAGAAAAAGGACGAUGGAUACACGGCACUUCAUCUGGCAGCUCUGAACAAUCACGUCGAAGUCGCUGAACAAUUGGCGCGUGCUGGAAAAGCCGAUCUAGAUUUGCAAAAUGUGAAUUUGCAGACCGCUCUACAUCUCGCUGUUGAACGACAACAUACACAAAUUGUCCGAUUAUUGGUACGAGAAGGUGCAAAUUUGAACGUGGCCGACAAAGACGGUGACACGCCACUUCACGAAGCUCUGAGACAUCACACUUUGUCACAGCUGCGACAGCUGCAGGACGUCCGAGAUGUCGGUCGUCUUUUAAUGGGUCUUGGUGCACAGGGUCAGGACAAGAAAAGUAGUUCCUUCAUCGCUUGCUUCCUGGCAGCUCAUGGUGCCGAUCUAGAAUUGAAAAACAAAAAGGGCCAAACACCCUUGGAUCUAUGUCCAGAUCCAAAUCUUUGUAAAACUUUGACAACAUGUCACAAAGACAAGGAAUCACACGACAUAGAAGCCGCACCAUCAUCGGGAACAAUUGACGAAUGUCUCGUUUGCACCGAUGGAAAACGUGAAAUGCUUUUCAGUCCUUGCGGACAUGUUGCCUGUUGCAACGUUUGUGCUCCAAGAGUGAAAAAAUGUCUUAUAUGCAGACAGAAUAUUCUUACCAAACAGAAGAUCGAGGAAUGCGUUGUUUGCUCGGAUCGCAAGGCCAGUGUCCUAUUCCAUCCGUGUGGUCACAUGUGUGCCUGUGAGAGUUGUGCUGCCUUAAUGAAGAAAUGUGUUCAGUGCAGAACACAAAUUCAGCACAUGGUACCGCUGUCAAUUUGCUGCGGUGGAGGAGGUGAUGUCACUUACAUUAAGGGGUGCAAUGCCUCAGGAACCAUAUCAGAAGUUAAAGCUGACGUAGAAGAAGAACCAGUGCCAAUACCGACAGCCAAUACCAAUACCAAUACCAAUACCAAUACUAAUACCAAUACUAACACCAAUACCAAUACCAAUACCAAUACUGGUGGUGGGGAAGCUCUUUUGAUGAACAAUGGAAGUCGAGACACGUCUCACAGCGAUAUUCAGAAACUUCAACAACAAUUGCAAGAUAUCAAGGAACAAACAAUGUGUCCAGUUUGUUUGGAUCGUUUAAAAAAUAUGAUCUUCCUCUGUGGCCAUGGAACCUGUCAAAUGUGUGGCGAUCGAAUGUCGGAGUGUCCAAUAUGCCGCAAAGCAGUAGACAAACGCAUUUUGCUCUAUUGAAUAGACUGACCGUUAGUUCUGAGUUAGAACUAUCGGAAUAUUAAUAAUAAUCUAAUAAUCUAAUAGUAAUUCCUAAUUGCAUAUUUAUAAUAUAACGCAAAUGGAAUCGUAAUGACCGCGAACUUUUUCCCAUUCCCUUAAUCAUCGUGAUGGUCCUAUUAUUAAUUGCAUGUUUAUUAUUUGAAAAAAAAACGAUAUCUAUACACGAUUAUAAAAUCAACACUUCGUAAUCGUAUUUCGUAUAGGAAAUAUUUAAUACAAAAUUAAUGAAUAAAAAAAACAGUAUAAAUGUGUAAGAGACAACAAAACAUCCUAUGAGAAACAAACUCGUUAACGUUCGUUACAAUUCUUUCCAUUUUUUGACAAUUUAAGAAAUAAUUAAAUUUCUUCCUAACUUUUUAAACGAUAUACAAUUAAUAUUAAAUAGGAUCAAAUGUUUACGUAGCGUGAUAAUAAUGGAUUAUGAAUGAAUUAAUGGCAAAUUUUGACAUUAAUUAUUCCGGAAAAUAAUUAAUAAGGAAUGAAUUUUUAUUUGAUUAACGUAUAUUAAAUAUUAUUUACUUAGAUAUAUUAUAAUAUAUAUUAUGUAUGUAGAAAAAGAGUAAUCAGCCUUAUUAAUGAACAUUAUUAAUAAACAAAAAAAAAUACUUUUUAAUUAAUUAACA